This is a messenger RNA of Notolabrus celidotus (New Zealand spotty), 1305 nucleotides long. It is a transcript of the gene prkar2ab, whose product is annotated as protein kinase, cAMP-dependent, regulatory, type II, alpha, B. Lineage: Eukaryota; Metazoa; Chordata; Actinopteri; Labriformes; Labridae. Gene Ontology annotation, biological process: regulation of protein phosphorylation. The transcript is spliced from 10 exons. Bases 1 to 1200 code for a protein of 399 amino acids. The record is from RefSeq and is a predicted model, not a curated record. Gene Ontology annotation, molecular function: cAMP-dependent protein kinase regulator activity. Gene Ontology annotation, cellular component: cAMP-dependent protein kinase complex.
AUGAGCACUGUGGAGAUACCGGCUGGUUUGAAGGAGCUGCUGCAGGGGUACACAGUGGAGGUGCUCCGUCGCAGGCCGCUAAACUUGGCUGAAUUUGCCGUGCAGCAUUUUACAAAAAUUCUGGAGAGUCAAAAAAAGGAGCCAAAGGCUAAAAAACGCAACUUCAAACCUUCAAGGAAAGGAGUGACUUUUGAAACCAAGUCGAAUAAGGACGAUGAAGAGCAUGAUGAGGAAGAGGAGGAGGAGGAGGAGGAGGAGGACACUAUUAGCAAAUACAAUCGCAGAGUUUCAGUUUGUGCAGAGGCAUACAACCCUGACGAUGACGAGGAUGACGACUCUGAACCUCGGGUUGUUCAUCCAAAGACAGACGUGCAGCGCCGCAGACUUCAGGAUGCCUGCAAAGACAUUUUACUGUUCAAAACACUGGAACCGGAGCAGUUCUCUGAGGUGUUGGACGGCAUGUUUGAGGUGUUGGUCAAACCUCAGGAGCACAUCAUUGACCAGGGAGACGACGGGGAUAACUUCUACGUCAUAGAGAAGGGUGUGUAUGAUAUUUUGGUGGAUAAAGAGGGAGUGAAUGUGUGUGUGGGAAAGUAUGACAACAAGGGGAGCUUUGGUGAGCUGGCUCUCAUGUACAACACACCGCGAGCUGCUACCAUUGUUGCAACACAGGAGGGCGCUCUGUGGGGGCUGGAUCGAGCCACAUUCCACAGACUAAUUGUUAGAAACAACGCAAAGAAGAGGAGGACUUAUGAGGCUUUCAUUGAGUGUGUUCCUCUGCUGAAGUCUCUAGAGCUCUCAGAGAGAAUGAAGAUUGUGGAUGUUUUGGGAGCUCGAGGGUUCAAGGAUGGAGAGCGGAUAAUAACACAGGGGGACGAUGCUGACUGCUUCUACAUAGUGGAAUCAGGAGAGGUGAAGAUUAUGAUAAAAAGCAAAACGAAGGCAGGUCAGCAGGAUAACACUGAGGUGGAGGUCGCUCGAUGUUCCCGGGGACAGUAUUUUGGCGAGCUGGCGCUGGUCAACAACAAACCUCGAGCAGCAUCUGUUUAUGCUGUGGGGGAAACCAAAUUGUUAGUUAUUGACAUCCAGGCUUUUGAGCGUUUGCUGGGACCCUGUAUGGACAUCAUGAAGAGGAACAUUUCCCAGUAUGAAGACCAGCUGGUGGCACUCUUUGGCUCCAGUGUUGAUUUAAAACAUUAGGUGUAUUUUAUAAAAUGAACUAGUAUUUCAGUCAAGCAUAGUGGUGGUAUGUGUAACACAUGAGUAUCUCCCCUCUGUUUUAUUUGUAUUAAAGUGUACUGUUCC